AGGGCAUGAGGCCCUCAGUUGUGGUGGCACAGAUAGAAGAGGUAGGAUCCAGGAGGCUUGGCUGCUGCUGUAUGGUAUUUGUUUGUCUCUUUUUCACCUGUUUACUUGAAGCUGCUUGAUAUUAGACCAGAGGUCACCUGUAGAGACCUAUUUCUUAUAAUAUCCUCUUGUUACAGAUAAAUAAACAGAGGCCUAAAGAGUAACCUUGAAUGAGGUGACCCAGGUGGGGAGAGGAGAGCCCAGAUUCAACCCCAGGUCGUCUGACUCCAGAUCCAGCGGGAUGUUGUAGAAACCGAAGAGCAUUAUAGGAGUCGGUGGCGUUCCAUUCGCAUCCUGUAUCUCACUAUGUUUCUCAGUAGUGUAGGCUUUUCGAUUGUAAUUAUGUCAGUAUGGCCAUACCUCCAAAAGAUUGAUCCGACUGCAGAUGCAAGUUUUUUGGGUUGGAUUAUUGCUUCUUACAGUAUUGGCCAAAUGGCAGCUUCACCUAUAUUUGGCAUAUGGUCUAAUUUCAGGCCGAGGAAAGAACCUCUUGUGAUCUCAAUCUUCAUUUCCUCGGCUGCCAACUGCCUCUAUGCUUACGUCCACGUACCUCCCUCCCACAAUAAAUACUACAUGUUGGCUGCUCGUGCUCUUGUGGGAUUUGGAGCAGGAAAUGCAGCAGUAGUUAGAUCUUAUAUUGCUGGUGCUACUUCCCUGCAAGAAAGAACCGGUGCCAUGGCGAACACCAGCGCCGCUCAGGCCUUGGGCUUUAUCCUGGGUCCAGUUUUUCAGACAUGUUUUGCUCUGAUUGGAGAAAAGGGCGUGACGUGGCAAGCCAUUGACCUGCAGGUGAACAUGUACACGGCCCCCGUUCUGCUCGGCGCACUUUUGGGAGUUGUCAAUAUUGUCUUGAUCUUUGCUAUGUUAAGGGAACAUCGUGUGGAUGAUUCAGGAAGACAGUGUAAAAGCGUUAAUUUUGACGAAGCCGGCUCAGAUGUAGUUCACGAUUCCCAGGAAGGCAUCGAUCAGGUGGCUGUCGUCACCACCAACAUUCUAUUCUUCAUCAUCCUCUUUAUCUUCGCUAUUUUUGAAACCAUCGCUACUCCACUAACGAUGGAUAUGUAUGCCUGGACCAGGGAGCAAGCUGUGUUGUAUAAUGGAAUCAUACUUGCUGCUCUUGGAGUGGAAGCAGUUAUCGUUUUCAUGGGAAUCAGAGUGCUUUCCAAAAAAGUUGGAGAGCGUGUACUUCUGCUUGGAGGACUCAUAAUCGUUCUAUUCGGAUUCUUUAUCUUGUUACCUUGGGGAAAUCAGUUUCCAAAAAUCCAGUGGGAAGAUUUACAUAAUACUUCCAUUUCUAAUAAAUCAUCGGGAGGAAGAGUUCUAUAUUUUUGGAAGUCAUCAGCAGGAAAUUCCAGUGACGCUCCAACCGGCUGCCCAAUUGAGCAGUCCUGGUGUCUCUAUACUCCAGUGAUUCACCUGGCCCAGUUCCUUGUUGCUGCCGUACUAAUAGGGUUGGGUUAUCCAACCUGCAAUGUUAUGUCCUAUACCUUAUACUCAAAAAUUUUGGGACCAAAACCUCAGGAGUGGUGGAGCAGAAGCAGCCCGUCCAAAGCCCUUUCUUCAGAGUUGAUCAGAAAAGGGGCUGUGGGUCCUAGUUGCCUGACAACAGACCUGUGUCUGCACAGCCUGGCCUUGAGAGUUUCUAACAACACUGCGAAAGGCCGCCAGGGCGUCUACAUGGGCUGGUUAACAGCUUCUGGAAGCGGAGCCAGGAUUCUUGGACCGGUGUUUGUUAGCCAAACAUACACUUACUUGGGGCCCCGAUGGUCAUUUAGCUUGGUCUGUGGAAUGGUUGUAUUAACGAUCAUGCUUUUGGGAGCAGUUUAUAAGAGACUUAUUGCUUUUUCUAUACAGCAUGGCAGGGUCCAAGAGUAAGCCUUGGGAGGGUUAAGUUGAAGAGGUGCCUGAUUUAUGGGGCUGCCCCACCAUGGGCUUCAUUUCAAGAUUGCUGGGAGCCCAGAGCUUCAUUUCCAGAAAACUGGGUGAUUUUAGGAAGGCUCAAUCAAUAGUCUGUGUCUUGUGAUGUGUAUUAAGCACAGGCCAAAUUCUGCCCCCUGCUUUGUACCAUAGGGCAGUUAAUCACUUUUAGAUUAUAGCUUCCCUGUAUACAAAGUGAAACAAAGCUUUUACGUCAUCUGAACUAAUGAGCAAUAUAUAAAUGCUUAGCAACAUUCUCCUAAGGUAAGCUGCACCUCCUUUAUUAAAUUAGUUUUGAAUCAGGUUUACACUAUGUCAGAGAACAGAAAAAGAACAAAAUUGUAGAAACUGUUGAUUAUAGUGUGAGGCAGAUGGGCUGUAGCUCCAAUUUUCAUACCACAAAAAAUUUAGAAAUGUGUAUUAGUAUACCUUCUGUUGUUGUUCAGACUUUUUCAUCAUGUCCAACUCUUCUUGACCCUAUUUGGGGUUUUCUUGUCAGAGAUA
This is a messenger RNA of Vombatus ursinus (common wombat), 2460 nucleotides long. It is a transcript of the gene MFSD8, whose product is annotated as major facilitator superfamily domain containing 8. Gene Ontology annotation, cellular component: lysosomal membrane. NCBI's taxonomy places the organism in Eukaryota, Metazoa, Chordata, Mammalia, Diprotodontia, Vombatidae. Gene Ontology annotation, biological process: transmembrane transport. The coding region runs from base 346 to 1914 and encodes 522 amino acids. The record is from RefSeq and is a predicted model, not a curated record. The transcript is spliced from 13 exons. Gene Ontology annotation, molecular function: transmembrane transporter activity.